GCUUGAAAAAGACUGUCUUUUUCUUUUUCUUCUUUAUUUAUUUUCACUUUUCCCUUUUGUCAUUAUAUGCAUUCUUGUGAUCACGAAUGUCGAAGAAACCCUCGACCUGGACACGCGUGGCUUAUGGAACCUCCACCUCUUCCUCCCCAACAACCAACAGUGCUUCCUUAACAGCAGACAAUCCUACAGAUAAUACUUCAUGGACGUCUCAAAAUGAUACAAUACCACCUAGAACAACAACAAAACCAAGAAGGGACUCAACUGCGCCACUUAUACAUGGUCCUCCUAUUCCAUCACCAUCCACUUCCUUACCUCCUUCGGCUUCCUCCUCUUCGUCCUCUAUUACUUCUUCUUCCUCCAUGUCCUUUCCAGCCAAGACUAGUGGAACAUCUAACAAACUUUCUUACAAACCACUUCAGCACGAAGAACAAUACCAUAGAGGAUCUAGUUUAUACUCAGCAGCAGCUCAGUCUCAUUCUUCUGUUACCCAACAACAACAACGACAUUUACAUCAACGGAGAAGACGAUCGCCAUCUCAGACUGAGACAAAGGUGAAUCAUCCUACCAAUGAUAUUGAAUUGAAUACCAGUGACGAAAAUAUAUCUAGUGAUGACGACGAUGACGACGAUGAUGACGAUGAUAAUUUGGACAACCAUGAUGAGGGAGAUACACUUUUAAAUAAUAAAAUCACCACUUCAAGUCAAAAUGGAUAUCAUAUACAAAUUGACAAUGGACCGGGUUCUUUUGAUCAUCGAUGGGAACAAUGUUUAUUAUUGGAAGAAGAAGAUGUUCAGGUGAUGAUUUCUGGUUAUCGAUAUCAUACUCUUCGAUAUUUGAUGUAUCAACUUGGAUGCAUUAUUACAUUGGGUAUUGUAUGGCUUAUUGGACGAUGGAUACCUACUUGGUGGAUCAAAUGGGUUGGACAACAAGUUCCAUUGAAAGAUGCUCGUUGGUUAGUCUUCAAGAAUCAAUACAAUCAAUUUGAAAUCUUACGUCCACAACGAGAAUUUUAUGGUGGCACUAUGGGAUCUGUGUUCUCUAUACAACAAAUCAAAGAAGAACUGGCGCAGUUAUCAGUAUCACCCAGAAAUGAUCAGUUACCUUUCUUGAAUUUGGAUGAACAAUUGCAACAUUUGACUUUGGUGGAUUAUCGUUAUGUUCGGUUGGCUUAUCAUCCACUUUUUGAUAAGUUCCUUAUCACAGGGUUUUACAAAGAUCAUCAAUGGACAUCUGUUAAAAACCUCAAACUUGGGCUUUCUACAGGGAAAUACAUCGAACGACUAUCUGUAUUUGGACCAAAUAUCAUCAACAUUCAUGAAAAACCUACUAUGAAAUUAUUAACAGACGAAGUCCUCAAUCCAUUCUAUGUUUUUCAAAUUGGUAGUAUCAUAUUAUGGAGUAUGGAUGAUUAUUACUAUUAUGCAUUUUGUAUCUUUGUGAUCAGUGCUUUCAGUAUCAUUACAACCUUAGUGGAAACGAAACAGACAAUGAAACGAAUGCGGGAUAUGUCACGAUUUGAAUGCUCAGUUAGAACUUUUAGAAAUGGGUCAUGGCGUGUCAUUAGUUCCGUAGAUCUUGUUCCUGGUGAUUUGAUUGAUAUUGGUGAUCUUCAUACUGUACCUUGUGAUGCCAUGCUUAUUACUGGAGAUUGUAUUUUGAAUGAAUCCAUGUUGACGGGCGAAUCUGUACCUGUAUCCAAAUUACCGAUGGUGGAUGUUACAUUACGCAAAUUGGAUCUUUCUGGACCUACCAUACCUGCAGAAGUCACCAAGCAUUUCUUAUUCAAUGGUACCAAAGUAGUUCGUGUACGAAGUGAAAAUAAUAUUUCAGCAACUGCUAUGGUGGUACGUACUGGUUUUAAUACGGCAAAAGGUGCUCUUGUUCGAAGUAUGCUCUUUCCAAAACCAAACAAUUUCAAAUUUUAUCGUGAUUCCUUCAAAUUUAUUGGUGUUUUAUCUAUCAUUGCUAUCCUUGGAUUUUUGAUAUCAUCUAUCAAUUUUAUACGAUUAGGCAUUGAUUCAGCGACAAUGAUUCUUCGUGCAUUGGAUUUGAUUACAAUUGUGGUACCACCAGCACUUCCUGCAACGAUGUCUAUUGGCACCAGUUUCGCUAUUCAUCGAUUGAAGAGACUGGGUAUUUUUUGUAUUUCUCCACCUAGAGUGAACAUUGGGGGCAAAGUGGAUUGUAUGUGUUUUGACAAGACAGGGACUCUGACAGAAGAUGGACUAGAUGUUCAUGGUAUUAGAACAGUAGCAAUUCAAAGACAAAACAAUGAUGGAUCUAAAGUAGUGUUCGAACCUGAAUCAACAAGUAUACUCAACACAACAUCACAACAAGAGGACGAAAAUAGUUCUAGGAUCAGGAUGUUACGGGCCAUGACGACUUGUCAUUCUCUCAAAAUUGUUGGUGGAGAACUGGUGGGGGAUCCUCUAGAUUUGAAAAUGUUUGGCUUCACUGGAUGGGAACUUGAAGAAAGUGGUGGGAUGUCAUCUAUGGGAUUGACAUCAAGAAAUGAACUGACUACUUCACAUGUCAAGAAAAGUGCAAAGAUUGGGAUCAUGCCUACGGUUGUUAGACCUCCUGGUGGAAGACAAGAUCUCUUACUUAUGCAGUCGGAAACAAGUCCAACAACACCGAUUGAAUUUGGUAUUAUUCAUUCUUUUGAAUUUGUAUCAUCACUACGAAGAAUGAGCGUGAUUGUUCGGCAAUUGGCAAAUACAUAUAUGGAAGUUUUUGUGAAAGGUGCUCCGGAAGUGAUGAUGGACAUUUGUACACCUGAAUCAAUACCGAAGGAUUAUCAAGAACAACUUUAUUGGUAUACUCAUCGUGGUUAUCGUGUUAUUGCCUGUGCUUCUCGACCAUUGGAUGGCGUGAAAUGGCACAAAUUACAUAAAUUGAAAAGGCAAGAAGUGGAAUGCAAUCUGACCUUUCUUGGUUUCAUCAUCUUUGAAAACAAACUGAAGCCUCGUACAGUAUCGGCCUUGGUUACUUUACGUAAUGCCAAUAUUCGACAAAUCAUGUGUACAGGAGACAAUAUUUUAACGGCCAUCAGUGUAUCAAGGGAAUGUGGUCUUGUGGAACAACAUGCCGAAAUUUAUAUACCGAAAUUUUUACAAGGUUCAUCGACCGAUCCAGAUUCAAUUUUAUCAUGGGAAAGUGUAUUACAAGAAGGCAACAUAUUAGACAACAAAACUUUGAUGCCUAGAAGAAGGGAAUCUCAUUAUUAUGAUCAUCCAUUUGGUGGAGGACAAGAACCAUAUUAUCUUGCGGUGACGGGUGAAGCUUUCCGAUGGAUGAUUGAUUACUCGAAAACCGACUUACUUGGACGAAUGCUUAUUAAGGGUGCUAUCUAUGGAAGGAUGUCACCUGAUGAAAAGCAAGAAUUGGUCAUGGCAUUACAAGAUAUUGGCUAUUGUGUCGGAUUCUGUGGGGAUGGUGCUAAUGAUUGUGGGGCUUUGAAAGCUGGUGAUAUUGGUAUCUCAUUGUCAGAAGCCGAAGCAUCUGUGGCUGCACCUUUUACAAGCAAUACAAUGGAUAUAGAAUGUGUGAUUGAUGUCAUCAAGGAAGGUCGAGCUGCUCUUGUGACUAGUUUUAGUUGUUUCAAGUAUAUGGCACUUUAUAGUUUGAUUCAAUUUACAUCAGUGACUUUACUUUAUGCCUUUGGAAGUAAUCUUGGUGAUUUUCAAUUCCUUUAUAUUGAUUUAUUCUUGAUCUUACCUAUUGCUGUAUAUAUGGGUUACACGGACGCUUGGCCCCAACUUUACCGAAAACGACCCACAGCCAGUUUGGUAUCCAAAAAAGUACUUACAUCUCUCAUUGGACAUAUCAUGAUUAAUUCGGGCUUUCAACUAUUUGCUUAUUGGUUGGUACAUCAACAGUCAUGGUAUACUGCACCUGAAUUUGAUCCAAAUGGACAAAAUAUAUCUUGUUAUGAAAAUACAGUUUUGUUUUUGGUAUCAAGUUAUCAAUAUAUUUUGGUGGCCGUUGUAUUUAGUGUUGGUCCUCCCUAUCGUCAACCUUUAUGGACAAAUGGACGAUUUAUGAUUACCCUUGUAUUCCUUGUUACCUUCACGACUUGGAGUGUAUUAUGGCCCACAGACUUUUUGACUGAUUUAUUGGAACUAGAAUAUCUACCAAUUGGAUUCAGAUUAUUGAUUAUUGGAUUGGCAUUAUUGAACUUUGGGAUCAGUAUGAUUUGUGAAAAAUGGUUAUUUGUACCACUAGCAAGUUGGUUGACAUGGGUGAUCAAAACGAAAUUGAUACAAGGGGAUUAUCAACGUAUUAACAAUGUUAGUCAUAGUAGUAAAUUAUAUAAACGAUUGAUUGAAGAAAUGGAUAGAUGAAAUAAAUAAAAUAUGUUUCUUUUAUUAUUAUUAUUAUUA
Halteromyces radiatus is the source of this 4382-nucleotide messenger RNA. RefSeq names its product P-type ATPase-like protein. Gene Ontology annotation, cellular component: membrane. NCBI's taxonomy places the organism in Eukaryota, Fungi, Mucoromycota, Mucoromycetes, Mucorales, Cunninghamellaceae. The transcript has 16 exons. The record is from RefSeq and is a predicted model, not a curated record. Bases 87 to 4343 code for a protein of 1418 amino acids. Gene Ontology annotation, molecular function: ATPase-coupled monoatomic cation transmembrane transporter activity; P-type ion transporter activity; ATP hydrolysis activity. Gene Ontology annotation, biological process: intracellular calcium ion homeostasis.